UGAUAAAUCGAUUCGUUCAGAGUUCCGAGAAGUCGAUUACUGGUGUCGAUAUAAUCUAGUUUAAAAUGUAGCACACACGUGUAUUUUCUGUAUUUUCUAUAAUUCCCAUUUUAUAAAAGAGUAAAGUACGAAUAAUAUUAAAACUACGAUGGCUAAUGAAAGCCUAAACAACAGUGCUCCACAGCUACAAAUAAAAUUUCUUACGAAGCAGGAACAGUAUGCUGUUCCGGAUUUCCCAUUAUCAGUGCACACAUCCAUUGUAACAAGUGAAUUAAAUACUCUUAUAAAUGAACUUCUAAAAGAGUCAACCGAUAUAAAAAAUGAUAUAGAAUUUGAUUUCUUAGUGUGCUCACAAUUUUUACGCACUUCAUUAAGUGAACAUAUAGCAGAAAAAAAUAUUUCUACAGAAGAAGUGAUUAUUGUUGAAUAUGUUGAAAAGUAUCCACCACCAGAACCUCAGGAUUGUCUUUUACAUGAUGAUUGGGUAUCUGCUGUUGAUGUUUAUGAAAAAUGGAUUUUGACUGGUUGUUAUGAUAACACAUUACAUAUAUGGACAUCUAAAGGGAAACAUCAUUUAGUAAUUCCUGGACAUACUUCACCUAUUAAAGCAGUAGCAUGGAUAUCCAUGACUAGUGACACGGCCAGUUUUGUUAGUGCAUCUCAAGAUCAAACAGCUAUAAUAUGGGAUUGGAACAUUAUGGAAAACUCUGUAGAUUGCAUUCAUGUAUGCAGGGGACAUGAACGUGGACUAGAAGCUGUUAGUAUUAAUUACGAUAAGACUAUAAUGGCAACUGGGGCGUGGGAUACAAUGCUUAAAAUCUGGUCUACAGCUAAUCAAGAUGAAAAUGAAGAUGGUGAAUCCAGCUCAAAAAGAUUAAAAUCAGAACAUGGUAAAACAAGGGUACCUAAAAGAACUAUGAAAGGUCACAAAGAAGCCAUUAGUGGUGUAGUAUGGUCAGAUAAAACAGAAAUUAUAACAUCCUCGUGGGAUCAUACGAUGAAAAUAUGGGAUUCAGAAUUAGGAGGAAUCAAACACGAACUGGCUGGAAAUAAAAGUUUCUUUGACCUCGAUUAUUCCCCAUUAACUCGUACUGUUAUAACAGCGUCAGCCGAUAGGCAUAUUAGAUUAUACGAUCCAAGAUCUACAGAGGGAACACUUGUGAAAGCAAUAUUUACUUCUCACACGCAAUGGGUACAAUCUGUACGAUGGUCGCCAGUGGACGAAACUCUUUUUAUUUCAGGAGCAUACGAUAAUGAGAUGAAACUCUGGGAUACCAGAAGUCCUAAAGCGCCAUUAUUUGACCUUUCUGGCCAUGAAGAUAAAGUAUUAUGUUGCAAUUGGUCGAAUCCCAAAUUCAUGGUAUCCGGAGGUGCGGAUAACACCGUAAGGAUAUUUAAAUCGAAACAUAUUGUUCGUUAAUAGCGAAAUGUUUUAUAACUUUUACAUAUAAUAGAGAAAUGAAUUGUGCAUAGUGCAAAUUAAUAAGAAUAAGAUUCUUUUUAUCAACUUAAUAUUUAUUAUAUUCUAAAUCAAGCAAUAUAAUCAUCUAAAAGAAAUAAACACGUAUCGCCAUCGUGAAACGUACUGAAUCACGAAAUCAUGUACUCAGUGUAAAAUAAUCAAAAGAUAUCGGAUCAAUCUUUUAACUUCAACAACGUAACUUGAAAUAAAUUAAACGUGAAUGCAGAUCGAGAUGAUGUAUAUAAAAUAAUUACAAAAUAUUUUCGUACAAAUAAACACAUCUAACGAAAUCAAAAAGACAAAAAGUACAACCCUAAUGGAAAAAGUAUUGCAUGGCCUAAGAAAAAGCUCUCAGCAUCAAAUCAAAAUUCGUACUCUUUUUAUUUCAAUGAGUUCUUUUUACGAUGUGUUUGCUUUCCUUUUUUUUUUCUUUUUAAUUUUACCCUUCUAUUUUACAUCAUUAUAAAACCACCAUUUAAUUGACAAAAGAGGAGAUCUAGUAAUCGUUCUCAUACAUUGCCAGCAUCUCGAUUAAAAUCUUUUUAUCUUCACCUCUUUUUUUAAAAUUUCGAAUCUUUAUUGCGCACAAAUUAAAAGCAUUUACUCAAAAUAGUACAAAUCGCAUCAGCGUGUACGGUGUUAAAAGUAUUAAGAAAAAGACUCGUUACGUUCUACCGUAUUACCAAAAAUCGAACAUGGCAUAUUAAUUCUCCAUAGUCUUGUUACUCCGCAGAAAACAAUCCUAUCGUCGAUUAGUAUAAACGCGGACGCUGGAUGUAUUAUUACACAAUUAGUUGGGAUAAUGUGGGGGGCUUAUUAUUUUAACAUUUCUUACAAAGGACAAAUGUUCAGUCUGUUGGACAUGCUGUACUACUACACAUUAGUAAACAGUAUAAUUUCGUUUAACCGAUGUUCGAUUGAGAAGAACGUGAUAUUUCUUGUUUCCUUUUUGGAGUUUCUCCUAUUUUCGUUUUCUUUUUUUCUUUUUAAUUCGUUAAGCUCACUCUUUUAGUCCUGGAGAAUACCAAAAAUCUAUCUCAGGAUAUAACAUUGAAAAAGGCAUAUACAAUAGUCGCUACUUGAUUCAAUAGAAGGCAUAUCUCUCUUUUUUUUAGUGUUGGAAUACGUGUAAAUACAGUCACUGAUUUUGUACGAGAGUAAGUUUAUUUUACAGACUUUACAUUUCGUUUGUUCGUUUCU
Bombus impatiens (common eastern bumble bee) is the source of this 2662-nucleotide messenger RNA. Its product is annotated as ribosome biogenesis protein WDR12 homolog. NCBI's taxonomy places the organism in Eukaryota, Metazoa, Arthropoda, Insecta, Hymenoptera, Apidae. Gene Ontology annotation, biological process: ribosome biogenesis. Bases 149 to 1420 code for a protein of 423 amino acids. The record is from RefSeq and is a predicted model, not a curated record. Gene Ontology annotation, cellular component: preribosome, large subunit precursor. Gene Ontology annotation, molecular function: protein binding. The transcript has 9 exons.